Molecule: messenger RNA, 3408 nt
Organism: Python bivittatus (Burmese python)
Lineage: Eukaryota; Metazoa; Chordata; Lepidosauria; Squamata; Pythonidae
Gene: PDSS1
Product: decaprenyl diphosphate synthase subunit 1
Biological process (GO): isoprenoid biosynthetic process; ubiquinone biosynthetic process
Cellular component (GO): mitochondrion; transferase complex
Molecular function (GO): prenyltransferase activity
Source: RefSeq, a predicted model, not a curated record
CGGCCGGGGAACUGGCGGCGCCCGCGAUGAAGGCGGCCAAAUCUAGUUUUCUAGGGGAAAGACUGUGUCUAUCCUUUCCAAAAAUGUAUAGUAUAUGUUGGCGUUUUGCCAGGUUUCAACAUACAACAGUGCAAACUCACUGCUUUGGUAAAGUGGUUAGCGAUGAACAAUAUAAAGAUCCUUUUAAACUUGGAAGAAAAGACUUGAAAAAUCUCUAUGAGGAUAUUAAAAAGGAAUUACGGGUUUCUACUACAGAAUUUAAGGAAAUGUGUGAAUAUUACUUUGAUGGUAAAGGGAAGGCCUUUCGACCAAUCAUUGUGGCACUAAUGGCCAGAGCAUGCAAUUUUCAUCACAACAGUUCUGGAGAAGUGCAGGCAAGCCAACGCUCUAUAGCAUUAAUUGCAGAAAUGAUCCAUACCGCUAGUCUAGUUCAUGAUGAUGUAAUUGAUGAUGCCAACUCACGAAGAGGAAAAAUUACUGUUAAUCAAAUCUGGGGGGAAAGGAAGGCAGUCUUAGCUGGUGAUUUCAUCCUUUCUGCAGCAUCUUUAGUUUUAGCACGUAUUGGGAACACAACUGUUAUUUCUGUAAUAACGCAAGUGAUUGAAGAUCUGGUGCGUGGCGAAUUUCUCCAGCUAGGUUCCAAAGAAAAUGAAAAUGAGAGAUUUGCUCACUACCUAGAAAAAACUUUUAAGAAGACUGCAAGUCUUAUAGCACACGCCUGUAAAGCAGUUUCUAUCCUAGGCUGUCCUGAUCCAAAGGUUCAUGAGAUUGCAUAUCAGUACGGGAAAAACAUUGGGAUAGCAUUUCAGCUGAUAGAUGAUGUACUGGAUUUUACAUCAUGUACUGAACAGCUAGGAAAGCCAGCAGCAGCAGACCUUAAACUUGGAAUAGCCACUGGACCUGUCUUAUUUGCUUGCCAGCAGUUCCCAGAGAUUAAUGCCAUGAUAAUGAGGCGAUUCAGUUUCCCAGGUGAUGUCCAACGUACCCAGGAAUUUGUAUUACAGAGCGGUGGCAUACAGCAGACAACCUACCUCGCCCAACGUUAUUGCCAUGAAGCAGUGAAGGAGAUUGGCAAGCUUAGACCAUCUCCAGAAAGAGAUGCCCUUAUGCAGCUGGCAGAAAUUGUCUUGUCGCGAGACAAGUGAUCCUCUUCUUCCUCCUGGUGAUUUUGGCAGCUAUUUUACCAGACUGUGCCUAAACUGUUUCAGAACAUCUUGGCUUGCUUCUGGUGGCAUUUCCAUUUUUAAAAAAGUUAUCCUAGUUAAGUAACUAGGCUUAUGAAAUGCUUUUAUUGAAGGAAGCCUUACACAACAGUGAAACACAAUCAGUCUGUUAAAUUGGUAGCAGCAUUUGGUACCUGUGUUUUCAAUGAAGAGGUUUCUGGUUUUGUGUGGACAUUUGUUUACACUGUUCACUAUUAACGCUGAAGGCCACAAACAAUAAAAUGCAAUCAGUGUAUUAAAUUAUUUCUGCAAUUCCUCGUAUGUGCUGGGACUAUAACCAACUCCUUGAAUGAUUGAAUUGCCUGUUAGAAUUUCAGAGCACCCAGAAAAUUAAAGAAUGGUUUAUUAUAAAAGACUGUACAUACUUGUUAUAAUUAAAACAGGUUAUAUACAAAUCAAGAAGUGUUCCAAUUUAUAAAGGGAAUACAAAUAGGUUUCAUGGGUUGCUGUUUGAUGUCAGAAAUAACAUGUUAACAAUCAGGAAAAGGCAAAUAAAGCAAUUAAUUAGGUUCAUUAAGGAACAAGGCGGCAAGGGAACCUUCAAUAUUUAAUGUCAUGCUAGAAAAUAAUAUUACUGCUCUUGUAUCCAGUACACUUGCUUUUUCAUCAUGUAAUACCCAUUAGGACAGUGCUUAAGUCCAAAUAAAUCUUUACUACAUAAAGCAACAAAUCCCUUACUAAUAUUCAUAGUUUAUGAAUAUUUAUAGUCUUAACUUGUGUAUAGUCCAAAAGCAGAAGCAUCACUUGACCUUGUGCUCAAACUGGAGGUAUUCUAGUGCACACUAAAAGCCAAAUGGGCUAUAUGACAACCUAUGCCUUUUUCUACAUAAGCUGCUGCUUGCUCUCUCUAGUGGGAUGCAUGUCUAGAAACAGCAUUGCUAUGGAAGUACAUCCCUGCUCUUAGGCCCGUAUGCUCUGUAUUCCUAGAUGUUCUCUGCAGCAACCUACUUAAAUACAGUGAUGUGGACAAAUCAGUAGAAAAUCCCCUCAAUGAUGAAAUUUUACUUUCAGCAGGACAAGAGACCUUUUAAAUGGGGGCAGUAAUUGGAACAGUUGCUUGAGAUAGUUUGUUCACCCACCCUCUGCACAUUGCAGAAAAUUAUUCAUCUAAUUUUGCAAUGAAUCACUAAAGCUCCUCUCUUAAGGCAGUUCUACUACAGCAAAAGGCUGCUUGGUACAUGAAAAGUACCACUGCAUUUACCACUGCAGCUGAAAUACAAAGGUGAUUAAAUGUUUACUUCACCCAUCUUAUGGUACAUCAAUAUUAUAACUUGGACAGCCCUGGCCACACUCUGACAGGCAAGAAGAGAAACAGAUUUCUGCUGAAAACUUGCUCCCAGAUCACUCCAGUCUGAUAAGAGACCAGAAAGAGAAAGCGAGCAGGCAUUUUAGUGAGCUAGGAUGACUUUGUUUUAUACAUUCUUCCAUAAGCCUUUUAUUGCUGUGCUUUCUGUUUCCAAUAGUAGCUAAUCAAAGUCAUGGGUAGCAGUCUCCAUAAGUCCGCAUUCCAUUUACUAAUGAAUAAACCAAAUAAUAGUGUAAUCUGAAUAUAUGGUAAGCCUGCAGAAGUGUAGUUUUCCCUUUGUUGUGGUGUCAAGACUUUGGACUUGCAAUUAAAAAGGUCCCUGUUGAUAAGGGGGAAAUUUGGUAAGUCAACAUGCUUCAAUAUUGCUUUGCAAGGCAAGGCAAGCCAACAAAAGUAAUGGACAAGACCUUUGGUUCACUUAUGUAUUUAUGAAUGGAAAAGUCAAUGCAAUUUUACUCAUUAAAAACUCAGGUACAAAUUACAUACACAUCAUAAGACCACCCAUCUUUGAUUCACAUGGACAUCUUCGAUAGAGACUCAAAUGACUCAUUGGAAUAGACUUUUAGUGAAAUUACUCCAGUAAAAGAUUACAACGAAUUGGAAGCAUCUUGGAUUUUGAGAAAAAAAGUGUAAUUCAAUACAUAAGUUUUUAUGCAUGCUUUUAAACAAAUACUAUACUUUGAGGAUGAGCAAUAGUCUAAACAAAGGUAAAAUGACCAGCAUUAUUGAAUUUUUCAACCAGAUUUGAUGUUAGUCUAACAGUUGUUAGUUUAUCACAUUGUUGCACUGAGAAAAGAAAACAAUGGCACGAUUUGAAUCAUGAGUCAUUAAAUAGUAUAUACCCUACUUCCCCAGAAUAUUUAGGCUGGUCGUAAAAAA